Messenger RNA from Dentiscutata erythropus, 1252 nucleotides. NCBI's taxonomy places the organism in Eukaryota, Fungi, Glomeromycota, Glomeromycetes, Diversisporales, Gigasporaceae. The record is from the annotation of a GenBank genome assembly.
GCAUAUUUGUUAAAAAGCUUAGAAGAGGAAUUUACCUGUGCAAGAGAUAAACGGGAUUUAAGUUUAAUAUUUAUUGAUAUAGAUCAUUUUAAACGCAUCAAUGAUAAAUAUACUCAUGAUGCAGGAGAUUAUGUUUUAAAAGAAUUGGCUACAUUAAUUCAAACACUUAUUCGUCCUGAAGACGUUUUUGCACGAUAUGGUGGAGAAGAGGUUACUAUCCUUCUAAAGAAUGCAAAUCCUGAGCUAGCUUUCGAAAGUGCAGAGAAAAUUCGAAAAGCUAUUGAGUCUCAUGAUUUUAAUUAUGAUGGAAAACGCAUACCAGUUACAGUCAGCAGUGGAAUUGCUGAUAUGAAUUCAUCUGUAGAAUCUCAUGAAGAUUUGCUUAAGCGUGCUGAUCAAGCUUUAUAUGUUGCUAAGCUUCAAGGUCGAAAUCGGGUAAAAAUUUGGACUAAAGACAUUGACUCAGAAAGUGAUUCAAAUAAUUAUCUUGAGAUGUUUUCAGGACCUAUAUACUUCCCUAGUAAUAGAAAAACCAUACAACAUAAUAAAUUACCUUCUGUAACAAACGAGCUGUCAGUGACAUUUCAAUUGAAUCUCAAAAGACAUAAUUCAGAUUGGAUAAAUAUUUUUCAUAAAGGUGAAAAUGCACAGCAGACCCGUACCCCAGCGUUUUUUCUGUCACCGAAUAAUUCACAACCACACUUUACAUGCUCAGUAAAUAACAAUUGGAAUUAUUAUGGUCAAACUGGACCUAAUCUUGAGUUAAACAGAUGGUAUCAUAUAGCCUACACGCUUUCUGAACCUCAAAAAUGUAUGGAGUUAUAUGUAAAUGGUAAAUCGAUUGGGUACAUAGAGACAAAAGAAAUUAAAUUCAAUGAAUUUCCUUUGAAAAUUGGGCAUUCUGAUUGGCAUGCAGAUUUUCAGGGACAAAUGAGCAAUUUUCGAUUUUACAAUAUUUGCUUAUCGGCUGAUAAAGUUUUUAAAGAUUAUAUAUCAUAUCAUAGCAAUGAGUUAGGUCGAAAUCAAGUAAAAAUUCGACCAAAGAAAUUGACUCAAAUAGUAAGUUUUGAAACUUUAAAAGAAUCUCAAAUUCUCAUCAAUGCCAAAAUUUUUUCAAGACCUACAUAUUUUCCUACUAAUAAAAAAACUAUACAACAUAAUGGGUUGCCCUUUGUAAUAAACGAGCUAUCAGUGAUAUUUCGAUUGAAUAUCGAGAAACAUGCUCCAGAUUGGAUACCUAUUUUUCAUAAAG